Messenger RNA from Rhipicephalus sanguineus (brown dog tick), 1338 nucleotides. RefSeq lists its product as uncharacterized. The record is from RefSeq and is a predicted model, not a curated record. Lineage: Eukaryota; Metazoa; Arthropoda; Arachnida; Ixodida; Ixodidae. Bases 1 to 1338 code for a protein of 445 amino acids. The transcript has 6 exons.
AUGGAGGGUGGAUUCUCGCUAGCUCACUCCUAUGGCGGAACACCCGUGCCCUGGAGACUGCCGGGCUUGGUAUAUGCCGAUGAUAUUGUUCUAAUGGCUGACAAUGUGGGAGACCUGCAGCAUCUCGUCUCACUAUCGGCAAAUCACCUGAGCAAACUCGGAUUGCGCUUCAACGCCAAGAAAUCAGCGGUGCUGGUGUUCGCAGGCACGGACACAUCUGCGGUGGUGUCGCUGCCGGAGGACAUCCACGAGGAAAACAUCCGUCAGACAUCACGCAAAGCGGCGAACGUGUUGCGCAAGCGAAGUCUCUGGGGCUGCAACCGCUUCCUGCUGGCAUCUCUGGCGGCGGCGUACAAGUUGAAGUUCACGUGGCACAAGUACACAAGGAUACAGCUAUCGAUCAUGCCUCUAUUGAAGAUAUGGAGUGCGGAUCACACAAUAAAAAAGAUGAUCACCGCUGAAACAAUGGCUGAUGUUAUUGAGAAAGCAAAGGAAUACGGGAUCUGCAACUCAUGCAGUGCAAAGGUGUUUCUUGUUGAUUGGAUGGAACUUGAGGAAACAGUGUUCCAAGAAGUUGUUGCUCAGCUACCAAUGGACCAGAGGAUUUUCAUUGUUGCAGAAAUUGUGCCACCUGCAAGUCCUCCUGUGCAAGACGUCCCAGAAUCAAACAGUGCACCUGUACGAGAGCCAACCAGUGACAUCAACAUCCAUGUAUCGACAGAGAAGCUUCCCAAAGAUCUUCAGGGUGCAUUGAGUACAGCAGCAUCUCCUCUUCACCCUGAGCAUCGAAGGGAACUAGUCCGUUGUGUUGUUGAUCAAAUGUUAGCUGUGUGCUCUAGGCGAAGAAGAGAACUGAUUAGGAGUGUGGCUGAGGAAAUAGUCAAGGCAUACUCAGCUACUCUUGAAGAUAGGAGCAUCAAUGGCUCCUUGCUUCGCCGUGGCUACGACUCAUUUUUUCAACAACUUGAGGCAAGAGUAGAAAAUAUUCAUCAAUGCAAGCGAGGAAUCCCAUCAUCGACUCCUGUGUCGACGCAGAAGAGCGCAAAGAUGUCGUACGGCUGCAUGAAUUGGCAGCCGCGGCCGGUUUUACACACUGAUGAGCUUGAUGAGAAGCAGCAAUUUCUUCAGCGUGAAGUGUGGAAAAGUCCAAAGGACAUGGAUUUGUCUUUGGCCAUGGUGUACAUGGAAGAUACAUAUGGAGCACAACGGCAAUUCAUAAACAGUGGGAGUCCUGUGCACCAUGCUACAGAAAUCAAGAGAGAGUGGCCACUGUUGCUUCACCGUCCCUUCUUCUACAAGCACGUUGCACAACUUCUUGGAAAGGUUGCCAAGGUAUGA